Molecule: messenger RNA, 1512 nt
Organism: Capronia coronata CBS 617.96
Lineage: Eukaryota; Fungi; Ascomycota; Eurotiomycetes; Chaetothyriales; Herpotrichiellaceae
Exons: 1
Coding region: 1-1512 (503 amino acids)
Source: RefSeq, a predicted model, not a curated record
AUGUAUAGAAACUCCGCCCAACUCAAUUAUAUACCGAGAAAUGCUCCUCCUUCGCCGGACAGCACCAGCGAUUCCGAGUCCGACAUCCUUGACGCCCUCGAUCGAAAGAGACGGCAGCUUGAUGAGGAAAUUGCAAGGUUCAAGGCGGCCAAAGAUCGGGAAUUUCGGGACUUCGAGAAGGCAUUGCGUAUGAACCGGACAAAGCCUCGGGGAGCCCACAGUAACCACCAAAGCUGCUCCGUGGACAAGAACUCUGCAUCGUCAGCCACCAGUACCGCCGUUCUGACUUUGCUGGCCUCGACGCAACUUGGCGGCCCUUCGAACGGUUCGACGGGAUAUAAAGCCAAAAGAGCAGGAGAUGAUGUUGGGGAUAAAACCGUCAAACCGGCACCGUUGAGUAAAGCCACUCUGUCGAUUGACAAGUUGAACAUCACAGGCGAAACGCUGCCGUCCUCGGGUGAUCUGGCAACGCCUCCUGCGAAUUUGUUACUCUCCAGAACAAAUUCUCGGUCUUCUCCUACCACCUCGAGCAACACGACUCCUCCACGAUCGAAGACCGAAUCGGCACGUCGACCUCCUACUCCGUCGAGUGACAGAACGGAUAGUUUCGCUGGUGUUUUCACCCCGGCCUAUCUUCCGCUGCUCGAGUCCCGUGACCGGCCCCCAUUCGUCUACAGUCCAAAACCCAUGACCACUCAGGAAGAGGAAACGAAACAACUUCGUCAAUUGGACGAGGACACCAAAAAAGAAGCCGAACGACAAAAACCAAUACUAGAAUCUUCACAAUCCCUACCGCCACAGCCCGUCUCCCCCACCAUUAUCGUUGCCAGCAAGAGGGCGAAAUCUACCGGCGAACUAUCUAGUGGCAGCCUACCAAGUGCGCUGAGAUCGUCCAAAAGCGGAGCGAGAAAGGGGAAACAUGUCCACUUCCAACUGGCGGAUUUCACGGUCGUCGAUCCGAGCAGCAGUUACGAGGAGAGUCCAAGCCCCGCGUUGAGUCCAGACAAGGAGGUAGUGAUUGAAGAUGGGACAAACAGUCAUGAUCGGGGCCAUUCUCACAGCAAGGGUGGAACCAUCAGUGCGCGAAGAAAAGGCAGUCCCAAGCAUUUGAAACUACCCGUCGUAAAGGAUAGAAAGCGAGCGCGAGCAGGUCGUUUCCUCUCCCCCAUGCCAUCACCUUUGCCCAGUCCGUCGCCGUCUCCCACCACCGAGGGAAGUUCGAGUUCGCUCCUCGCGUCUCCAGACGAAUCCGGAUUCGCCAAGGGUCUUGACCAGGCUGACGACGGCGGCAGCGGGGUUGGAUUCUUUGAACUAGAUGAGGAACUGGCCAGUCCCGGGUUGCGCGAGAAACCUUUUGAGCUGGAACUCGAGGUUGAUCCGAUCUCCGAAGAUGGAGGCGUGGACGAGAAAGCCGACAGUGAGGCUGGGCUAGGCAGCAGUUUCGGGGCGGGCAGUGUUCCUAUCGAUAUUGUCAGGCCGACUGGGAGCUGGAUCGGCAGUUUUGGACAUUGA